This is a messenger RNA of Papaver somniferum (opium poppy), 993 nucleotides long. Its product is annotated as stem-specific protein TSJT1-like. The coding region runs from base 129 to 839 and encodes 236 amino acids. The record is from RefSeq and is a predicted model, not a curated record. The transcript has 4 exons. Lineage: Eukaryota; Viridiplantae; Streptophyta; Magnoliopsida; Ranunculales; Papaveraceae.
UUUCCAUUAUAAAUGAAACUCCAUUUCUCCUCCAAAUUCCAUUAAUUUAUCUCAAUCAUUUGUCUAGUGAGAAAAACAAUCCAAAUUUCGUUUAGUGUUUAGAGAGAAAGAGUUUAAGAUCAUCAAUCAUGUUAGGAGUAUUCAGUGGUGCAAUAGUGACAGCACCAGAUGAACUAGUUGCAGCUGGAAGUAGAACUCCAUCCCCUAAAACAACUUCUGCCACUUUAGUAAACCGUUUCGUUGAUAAAAACGGUGGUGCUGUGUCCGUACAAGUUGGUGAUCAAGUUCAUCUAGCUUAUACUCACCUGGACGAGUCACCAUUUCAACCUCGAUCAUUUGCAGUGAAGGAUGAGAUAUUCUGCUUGUUUGAAGGAGCACUCGACAAUCUUGGGAGUUUAAAGCAACAAUAUGGAUUAUCUAAAUCAGCAAAUGAAGUAAUGCUAGUCAUUGAAGCUUACAAAGCUCUUCGGGACCGAGCUCCAUAUCCAGCGAAUCAUGUUGUUGGUCACCUCGUAGGCAGUUUUGCGUUUGUUGUGUUUGAUAAAUCGACAUCUACAUUAUUCGUCGCUUCGGAUCAAUAUGGUAAGGUUCCUUUGUAUUGGGGGAUUACUGCGGAUGGAUGUGUUGCUUUUGCCAAUGAUGUUGAUUUGCUUAAGGGUGCUUGUGGCAAAUCCCUUGCAUCUUUUCCUCAAGGAUGCUUCUACUCUACUGCGAUAGGAGGACUAAGAAGCUAUGAGAAUCCUAAGAACAAGAUCACUGCAAUUCCCGCAAAGGACGAAGAAAUAUGGGGAGCGACUUUCAAGGUUGAAGGCUCAGCAGUUGUAGCAGCAACAAAGUAGAAUGUUUCUAGCUAGAGCUAGUACGUUUGCAUGUUUAAGGGUCUGAGAAAUCAUUUAGCUUGUUUCCUUGUCUUGUUUCUUUCGCAGUUUAACUCAAUGUAUAGUCCUUUCUCUUCAGCAAUUCAAUAAAAUGGAUGUUUCCGAGCCUAGUCAA